CCCCGCUAGUUCGAACUAGCGGGGUAGUGUAGACAUACCCCCAGAUAUCCUUGUUCCCCUUUAGAGAUUUUCCAUUCUCUUUUCUUCCAUAGAUAAUCAGGAGAGGAUUGGUUUUACCUAGGGUGCUGCAACCCCAUUGCUCCAAUUCAGUUGUUAAUGGUUGUUUGUGAUUAUCACAUUUGGAGGUAGAUGGCCAGAUCCCACUUUCAUUAGCACAACAAAUGUGAUGGAAGAAUACUGUCAAGGCCACGAUAAGGGCUUAAUGCUGUAUUACCAACACUUGUGACUUUUGUGCAUGUGAUAGCUUUUUAGAAGUGUCUGUAGUUUCUCUCACGAUGAUGCAAGAAGCUCCAGCUCCCACCCUCCUCCCCCGAAAGUUCAGCCCCACCAGAAGCCAGCAGCAUCUCUCCUCUCCACUUGCCAUGCUCAAAGGGGGAGAAGGGAGCAAAGAGCUCAACAGCUCCAUACAAUGCUGCUUCCUCCUCCCUCAGUCCUUCUAUGAGGAAAAACAGACAGGGCGGCAUUUCUGCUGCUGCUCCUUACCUCGCAGCACCCUUCUCAAGAAGGGGCAGAAGGUGGUAAAAAGCCCCUAGAGCUUACCCUUCAUAGUCUCUGAAGUCCACCCAGGCCUGGAACAGCCCUAUGAGAAACAGGGGGGCUUGGACUGAUGGGGGUGGGGCUGGGUGGUAAGAGACCUAAUAGAAGGACUGGGGAUAGGAUUAACUACUGGCCAAGCGAUGGCCAGAUGUGAGGGACAGAGCUUCUGACCAGAGUCCCAAAUCCUCUUACCUAAUACAUUUGGGAUUGUGGGCAACACUAAUUGUUGCAUAGGGACUGACGAUGGACAAAAGUUCAAUAGUAAAAAGGCUAAUAUAAUCUUAUUAAACAUCUCAUGAAUUUGUUGGGGUCAAUCUCAAGAUUUUUUGGAGUCUGAAUCGUGGUUUUAGGGUUUGAGUUGCUGAUAACCAUACAGGGAGCACAUAAUAGCAAACAGAAUUCAUAGUCUAUGCAUAGACUGCCAGGUCAUCACAGGUGCCUACUCAGACCAAACUUCUAUUAACAUCAAUGAAAGUUAUGGUGAAGGACUAGCUGUUAAGUUAAUCAGCAUCUCAAAGGGAACAGAAAUCACCUAUAGGUAUCUAUGUGGCUGCUAGUCAGUUAUGAUGUGGACACCUUUCUAUUAGGAACCUUCCACUGGGACUACUUGCAGAAUAAUGUACCAGUCAAUAUAAUUAAAGUGGCAGAAUCUGGUCCUAAAUAACUAAAUCAUGAAUGAGUAGUCCUGUAGCACCUUACUGGUUGUUUUAUUAAAGUUACCGACUAACAUGGCUACCGCUCUGAGACUUUUCAACUAGCUAAAUCAUGUCAUAAAUAAUCCCCAGAGGAAAAAAAUUCACUGUGCAUUGAUAUACUUCACUCAGGGCAGAAUCUGAGGGCUGCAGACUUUCUAGAUUUAAUUUAAGACCACGAGCCAGUAAAUUACCAUUGCCAAACACACUGUUUGUCCACUUUCCCAUGUGACAAUCUGGAACACAUUUGUUAUUUUAAUCAAAUUGGCAGAGAUAAAAUGGGGUAUAAAAGGUUGGGUGAAGAAACUAGUGCUGCAGCUCCCACUGCUUCAUCCUGCUGUUAUAAAAUGCAGGCCAUCCCUCUUCUCUUUUUGGUUGGCUUAGCCUCUGUCACUCCAGUCUUUGGUCUAAUAGAAAUUGCCGCUAAUGGCACUUUCUCCAACAGAAAGUAUUACAGCUCAAUAAACGUAACUAACGGAGGACCUUGGGGCUCUUGGACAUGGAUUGAUAUGUGCCCAGAACAUUACCAUGCACUGGGAUUUAGUAUAAAGAUGGAGGAGUAUGGAGGAGCUAGUGAUGACACGGCACUAAAUGGGAUCCGUUUAUUUUGCGUAAAAAACAACAAUACGAGUAGUGCUGUCUAUACUGUUGAAUCUGAUUCUGGAAAGUUUGGGCAGUGGUCAGGAAUCACUUGGUGUCCAACAGGAUUCCUCACAUCCUUUCAGAUGAAAGUUGAACCUCCACAAGGAAUUGUAGAUGAUACAUCUGCUAACGGUAUCAAAUUCCGCUGCAGCAGUGGUGCUAUCAUAGAAGGAGCAACUGGUAGCUUUGGUGAUUAUGGUGGCUGGAGCACUGCCUGUACAAGAGGUGGAAUUUGUGGCAUUUUAACCAAACAGGACCCAUACCAUGGUCCUUUUGUGGACGACACAGCGCUCAAUGAUGUUUGCUUCUUCUGUUGUGACUGAUUUCUAUUGUGCCAAGCCCCAUCACAAAGGCAAUUUGUUCUACAUCUUAGUAAAAAUGACUUUCUCUGUCUCUUAAAAAGUCAGCAACAAAUUAGGUUUCAAUAGCAUUUCGCUCGCCCUUUAUUGACUGUAUGUAUGAAAGCAGUGAUUGAUUGAUAUGAAAAUGAAUUAGGGAGUGGAUCUAAAGGAAAGUCAGGGGGUUAGGAGAAGGCUUCAUUCUGCAGUUAUGUCUAUCUUGCCAAGCUUCUCCCUCUCCUAUUUUGGUGUCAUCCUUGUUUGGUCCUGCCUUGAGGGCGGGGGGCUGGACUCGAUGACCUCUUGAGGUCCCUUCCAGUCCUAUUAUUCUAUGAUUCUAUGAUUUCAUUCUAAUUUAAAGAUUCCAGAUAAAGUGUUCAUGACAAAGAGAGCCUGACACUAUAUUCUUCAAUUAUAAUAAUUGCCAUUAAAUUCAGUGGGAGACCUUGAGGUCAGAAUGACUGAACAAUCAUGCUCCCAAUAAAAGAACCUAGGAUAAUUACUUUUGAGAAUCAAUCUAGAGACAACAAUGUCAAUACUCUUAUUCUAUUUAGUAACUUCAUAGCAGAUGCAGGAAAAGGAAGCAGACACCAAUAUGUUCCUCUUAUGUUGCUAUGAAGUCUUGUAUAGCUAAAGUCCUUCCAUUUUCUGCUUUCAGCUGGAAGCUUUACAAUUUGAGUGGUACUUUGCUUUAGAACAUUAACUUGCCCCAAUGUUUUAUGAGCCGAAAUGGAAUGCCUCCAAUAAAUUCCAUGUCAAAAUA
Pelodiscus sinensis (Chinese soft-shelled turtle) is the source of this 3032-nucleotide messenger RNA. RefSeq names its product vitelline membrane outer layer protein 1 homolog. NCBI's taxonomy places the organism in Eukaryota, Metazoa, Chordata, Testudines, Trionychidae. The record is from RefSeq and is a predicted model, not a curated record.